Penicillium paradoxum is the source of this 987-nucleotide messenger RNA. RefSeq lists its product as uncharacterized. Gene Ontology annotation, cellular component: cytoplasm. The record is from RefSeq and is a predicted model, not a curated record. Lineage: Eukaryota; Fungi; Ascomycota; Eurotiomycetes; Eurotiales; Aspergillaceae. The coding region runs from base 1 to 987 and encodes 328 amino acids. The transcript is spliced from 5 exons.
AUGGUCCAGACACUCCCCUUCGGCGACAUUCAAGUCCCAACACCGGGCUUCGGUGCCAUGGGUUUGAGCUUCGGUAUGGGCUCCAAUCUGAGCCUUGAAGAAGCCGAACCAGUCUUACUGAAGGCGAUUGAACUGGGAUGCACUUUCUGGGAUACUGCUGUUGUCUAUCAAGCUGGUGUGAACGAAAAACUUCUAGGAGAUUUCAUCAGGAAACACAAUGUUCGCGACAAAAUCUUCAUUGCUUCCAAGUGUGGCUUCGAUGUCAUUGGAGGAAAUGGCUCGGUCACCAAUUCUGCCUCCCAUAUCAAGAAGUACAUUGAAGGCACUAUUGAGAGACUCGGCUUUACUCCUGACCUGUACUAUCUGCACCGUAUUGACCCUAAUACACCUCUUGAGGAAUCUAUUCCCGCUCUUGAUGAAAUUCGCAAGGCGGGGAAGACCAAGUAUAUCGGACUUUCCGAAUGUUCAGCUGCCACACUACGCAAAGCGAACUCGAUUGCCAAAAUCGAUGCCGUUCAAGCUGAAUACUCAGCGUUCGAGACACUCCAUGAGACAGAUGGCUUGAUUGAAACAGCGAAGGAGCUGGGCGUGGCCUAUGUCGCAUACAGCCCACUGGGACACGGCUGGCUCGUAGAUAACUUCGAUUACAAAUCCCCCGACGACUUUGCUCCCGAUGAUUUCCGUCGCAAAGUCCCCAAGUUCCAAGGCGAAAACUUCUACAAGAAUCAGGCCAUCGUCGAGCAGAUCAAGAAGAUCGCUUCUCGGAAGGGCUGCAAGAUUAGUCAAGUCGCGCUUGCUUGGGUUGCCUCCCAGGGACUAAUCGCCAUCCCAGGAACAACGAAAGCAACCCGCCUAGAGGAGAACUGGGCAUCGAGAGAUAUUAGUCUGACUGAGGAGGAGAAGCAGGAAAUGCGGAAAAUUAUUGAUGCUGCUAAGCCGCACGGCAAUAGAUAUUCUCCCGCACAACAGGCCUUGGUUGGCCACUAA